Messenger RNA from Dictyostelium discoideum AX4, 561 nucleotides. RefSeq lists its product as hypothetical. The record is from RefSeq and is a predicted model, not a curated record. Bases 1 to 561 code for a protein of 186 amino acids. NCBI's taxonomy places the organism in Eukaryota, Evosea, Eumycetozoa, Dictyosteliales, Dictyosteliaceae. The transcript has a single exon.
AUGUUUAAAUAUUAUUCAAAUAAAACCAUUGUGAAUGGUAUUUUAAAUUUAAAUAAAAAUUUAAUUAAUAAUACAAAGAAUCCAAAUAUUUAUAAUUCAUUUUGUAGAUAUUUAUCAACUCAACAUGAACAACAACAACCACAACAACCACCACAACAACAACAACCAAAAAUAUUAAGUAGAAAAGAAUUAAAAGAACAAAGAAUAUCACAAUAUGAUGCAUUAUUUAAAACUAAAUUAAAAGAUAAAGAGAUUAGACCAAAAGAAACUUUAGAAUUUUAUAAACUCCUCUUGAAUUCACCUGAGAAUAAAAUAAACGUUUCACCAUUUGAUCAUUUAUUUUUAGAAAGAUCUCUCAUCCCAACCAUUGCUUACAUUCCACUAAAAAUACUUUCAAAUUUUAAAAAUUUAAAACCAUUAAAAAAAAAUAAAUUAGAUCAAUGUAAAUAUAAAAUUAAUAAUAAUAAUAAUAAUAAUAAUAAUAAUAAUAAUAAUAAUAAUAAUAAUAAUAAUAAUAAUAAUAAUAAUAAUAAUAAUAAUAAUAAUAAUAAUAAUAAUUAA